This is a messenger RNA of Lasiodiplodia theobromae, 1326 nucleotides long. RefSeq names its product F-box domain cyclin-containing protein. Gene Ontology annotation, molecular function: protein binding. The record is from RefSeq and is a predicted model, not a curated record. Bases 1 to 1326 code for a protein of 441 amino acids. The transcript has a single exon. Lineage: Eukaryota; Fungi; Ascomycota; Dothideomycetes; Botryosphaeriales; Botryosphaeriaceae.
AUGGCUUCGCAAUCGGGGCUAUCUAAACUAUCCGAAGAGCUCGUCGAGCGCGUCUUUAGUUUCCUCGCACUGGCAGAUAUUAUGUCCAUAUUGCUGGUGUGCCACUCGUUCAGCCGCAUCGCCAGACCAUUCCUAUACAGGAAUAUUGUGAUCGACGCUCAAAACGCGCAGAGGCUGAGAAGCAUCCAAGCCUUCUUAGACCACCCGCAGCACACUAGGUCCGUCCGCGAGGCUAUUAUCUAUACCUCAGAGGCCCAACUCGCUAUCGUGUCGCUCUCGACCUUCACCGAGCGGCAGCAGAAAAAUCUCAGCCAACGGACACCCGUUCCCUGCGACCUCACCCGCUACAUCGACAUAAUUGGAAACGUCGUGCAGCGUAUGACGUUGUUACAGAGCCUCGACGUGCGCUUUCAUAAACAAAGCGAUCUAGGAGAGUUGCUAAAUUGCAUCUUCCGCGACUAUCUCGGGACGAGCGAUCCAGCACAAAUGUUCCCGAAACUCGCGAGCUUCCGCUUUAGGCCGGUCGACGACGAAGAGGAGGAAUUGGUGCGCCUGAACACUACUGACCUGGGCCUUGUUUUCGACCUCCGGCGAAUCCAGGAAUUGACGAUACAGAACAUAUAUGUCACGGGAGAUCCGGUAGAGCGUGUGCGGCUCUCUCCUGCACUAUCACUUAAGACACUCGUUCUCAAGGAAUGUGCUCUCAAGCCGCACCACAUCUCAAGCUUAAUCGAGGCCUGCCCGGCGCUGGAAAUUUUCGAUUGUGAGAUCAUGUACGAUGCGGAAUACGCCCAGAGCGUCGGCGCGUACGAUUUUAGCCCGGUCAAGUAUGCUAUUUGCUCUCUCAAAGAAUCCCUACAAUAUCUUCGGCUUAUUAUCAUCCUUUUCACAACCACAGCCGUAGACAUUGGACAGCCGGGCCCUUGGGGCAUCCGAUCGUCUAUUGGACACUCCUUAAAGACCUUCACAAAGCUCAGAAAACUUGAAAUUUCCCUUCCGGUAUUGCUCGGAUGGCAUGCGCGGAGCACCGCUAGCCUAAAUAGUGUGCUUCCCGACAGCCUCGAAGAGCUCUUCAUUACCCAGGAGACGGCCUACUGGGAUGGCUACGAGUCGAACGAUCUGAAUUUCCCCGAGGAGCCCGAUUAUGUGGCUAUAUGCACAAAGGUCAGAGAUUACAUCCAGGGUAGACCGAAAAGCCUGCACAAGGUCAAAAUCGCAGUCGAGGACUUCGGUAAUGAGGAUGCAAUGGCCUUAACUCAGGGGAUUACUGAGAAGGCAGUAGAAACCGGUGUGUGUGUUGAAAUUAUUGAGGAACGCUUCUUCUGA